UGUUUUAAACUAUCAAACAACUAUCAAAUAUCAAUCUAUCGUGUUAAAAUAAAUUAACAAAGUUAAGUUUAUCAAUAUUUUUGUCCUGAAGUUAAGAUAAUCUUUUUAAAAUGCCACGUACAAAACGACCAGUUCGAAAACAAGAAAAGACCACCGAAGACAACGACGUUCUAAAGAAAUUAAAUAAACUUGUUACUGACCAGAAAAACAAAAUUGACUCACGCGCACAUAUGGAACUUCGGAAUGUGGAGUUAGCGUUCAAGAUUCUUCUGGGUUCGAUAAGCAAUAACUACCUACAGAAGACCGUUGGACAAUUGAAAACAGAACUGCACUUCAAGGAGCCAUCGACAACAAGACGCUCGGCGACCAGACAUUCAACCCGAUCUGCCUCUCAUGAUGAUGGGUACCUCACUGAGAACUCAUCGCAAGGCUCCGGUGAACGGGGAGCUAAGAAGACUCAUAUGGCGCCGCCGUCGGCGGGGCGCAGCGUGCGGCGCUCGCGGUCCGCGGACCCGGCGCGCAAGGCCUCGUGCGCACUGCGGCGCCGCUCGCGCUCCGUCUACCGCACGCCCGCCUACAGCAAAAACGCGUCCAGCUGCUACCCCGUCAUCACGCCCAAGGUGACCCCUCACACCCCGCUGACCGUUCUCCGCCAGCCCCGGGCCGGGGAGAUGGUGUUGUCCAUGUCCGGUUCCCCGGUCAUGGUGCCUUCUGUUUGCACGAUGCAAUCACAUGAGAAAGCCAACUGCAACAUUCUACUACAAGACGGCACAAUGCUGUCAUUGCAAGCGAAACAACUCCGUCAAUCACAAGCGUACAUACCAUUCUCUCUCAUGGACUCCAACGUGCUUCACCAGCUGAAGACCUUGAAAGAUAACCUGGCCACAGUCGUGAAACUCGGCGAAAAGGCCAUAGUGAAGUGAUGGGUUACGGCUAUGGGAUUAUAUGGUAAAUUUAUGUCUAAAGUUAGGUGAUAGUUUGUUAUUAAAGUGACUUAUUUCGAAGUUCAAAGGUGAAACUCUAGCUAUGUUUAUGGUUAUAGAAAAGUUCUGAGUAUUAAAUUAAUAAGUGGGAAAAA
Molecule: messenger RNA, 1078 nt
Organism: Melitaea cinxia (Glanville fritillary)
Lineage: Eukaryota; Metazoa; Arthropoda; Insecta; Lepidoptera; Nymphalidae
Gene: Borealin
Exons: 7
Coding region: 111-923 (270 amino acids)
Biological process (GO): mitotic sister chromatid segregation
Cellular component (GO): chromosome passenger complex; chromosome, centromeric region; spindle midzone
Source: RefSeq, a predicted model, not a curated record